Messenger RNA from Cuscuta campestris, 968 nucleotides. The record is from the annotation of a GenBank genome assembly. NCBI's taxonomy places the organism in Eukaryota, Viridiplantae, Streptophyta, Magnoliopsida, Solanales, Convolvulaceae.
AAAAAAAAAGAUGAAACCCGCGCAGUUUAUAUCAUCUGAGCAAACAGGAAUUAGAAGCAAAAGGUGUCGUAUCCAAAGAGGAAAGAUGGACAAAAAAACAGAAAACCAAGACCAUCUAAGUCAAGAGGGGGAAGCAACUAAUGAAGGCAUCCAAACUAAUGGAGGAGAGCACAAAGCUUGAAUGUGAUAAGUAUGAGCCAUCUACAUGGGAUGAGUUCAUGAAAACCACCUAUCACAUUAUAUCUGAGACCCAAACCCACAGAGAAGCAGUUGUUCACAUCACCAGCGAUAUGAUGCAAGAAGAGUUCUCCUUUUCUAUCUCGAUAGAUGUGUUAAAAGAUUUCAUGAAAAUGAAAUAUGUUGAUGUUUCUAUUCUUCAAUACUGGAUUUGGGUUCUUUGUGAUCGAUUUGAGCUACAGGGAAAAAAUGCAUACCGAUUUCUAGAUCCGAGCAAGAUUUCAUGCAAGGAGCAAAUUAGUACUGGCUUGAUCGAAUUCAACAAUAAUCGCAUACGUUAUUGUGAAAUGUUGAAUGAAGAUGGAGGAAGUGUUUCUUCUCCAGUUGAACACUUCGACGAUGAAGAUGACAUGACUGCGGAAGAGCAGCUGAACCGUUCCACGAAGAACGGUCGACCGGAGGAGACCAGUGAAGCAAGUGAGCUACAGACGUGUCCUAUACAAGAUGGAGAAUUCGAAGGUGGUUACUUUGUGAUGAAGAUGAUGUAUGAUAUCAUGGUUCGACCAGCAUUACAAGGCAUUGAUGAAAUUUACAGUAAUGGGGCUUCACCUUUUCUAAAGAAAGAAAUCAAUGAAAUGAGAUCAUUGUUUUGUGCUCAUUUCAAUUCAAAGUAUGAUCAGCUAACUACCUAUGGUCAAAAAUGAUGUCAUUGAGCUCAUUCCAGAUUUUGGUGGUGAAGAAGGGUUUAUUUAAAGUUUGUAGUAAGCUUGGAAUAUAGGGGUGCUCCAUAU